Malassezia restricta is the source of this 1416-nucleotide messenger RNA. RefSeq names its product SAGA complex subunit spt20. Gene Ontology annotation, molecular function: transcription coregulator activity. The transcript has 2 exons. NCBI's taxonomy places the organism in Eukaryota, Fungi, Basidiomycota, Malasseziomycetes, Malasseziales, Malasseziaceae. Bases 1 to 1416 code for a protein of 471 amino acids. The record is from RefSeq and is a predicted model, not a curated record. Gene Ontology annotation, biological process: regulation of transcription by RNA polymerase II. Gene Ontology annotation, cellular component: SAGA complex.
AUGGCGACGUCGGCGUCUGUGUAUAACUACGAGCGUACGACGCGUCAGAUUCUUAAGCGACACAGAAAAGAUCCGGCUAGCUUUAUCCUACACUUACACCCCCAGUUCAUGCGCUUUGAGAAGCAGGAUGGCUACUUUUUGUUGGAAUCACGCACCACCGACUUUCUUGACUAUCUCUGCAGACAAAUUAUACCCGUGGAUUUGAUGGACGUUUUUCAACAAGCCGGUGUACCGUUCUUCGAGGGAUGCUUGAUCGUCGAGGUACACGAUCAUCGCAAACCUUGUCCUGGCUCGGGCACCAGCUUGAACCAUUUUGGCCCAGACGGUCGUCGUCUGUAUCCUUCAAAUACAUCCCUGUAUUAUUUACGUGAAGGCGGUCGCUAUGGCACGCAAGCCAACAAUGGUGCUUGUCGUUUUCUGUCAUUGAAAGAUGAAACAAGUCCUAGUCCCGAAGGCGUGGAAAUCUACCGCAUGAUCCUUCGGUCCUCAGAUGAAACCAUCUGGAAUGACCUGCGCAUGAUGGAUAUCAAGGCUGGUGGGGUAUGGAGCGAUGAAGAUGCCCUGCGGAUUGAAUCACAGAUCUUACAUCUCACCGCCCCGCCUUUGUGCCUCACGCCAGACUCACAUGUAACUCGUAUCGCUAAUACCAUGCUCAGCAGUACCAUGCCAUCUGCAUUCCACGCCGGUAGUGCUUCAAGGCCGCAUAGUCGAGUGGACAGGGCUACUGGCCACAAACUCAACAGUGUCGAACUCGAGCAAGUCGAGAAUCGAGACGCCCGAAGGCUGCAAAUCAUGAAUAUGAUGAGGCAUGGAUGGUCAUCAACUACUCAGAAUGAUCUGCCAGGCGAGUCCAAGGCGGGCAUGUCUAGGUCUUCUUGCCUUGAGACUCUAAGGAAGAUGCGUCAAAACUACGCCGAGACUGCACAGGAAGGGCCAACCGUCGUGCCUGUCACGCAAAAUAUAUCUGACAAGUCUGAAGCGAAGAAGAUACCCGCUGCUACACGCAAAAAGCGCAGCAAAGGUAAUGACGAAUCUAAUACGCCCGAUACCAAAAAUGCUGCUGCUUCUUCAACGGAAGCACAGCGAGUGCGUACGAAACGUCGCAAAAAGGACGCAUCUCCUGUUGAAGACAAAACUAAAUCCAAGUCCGAUAUGUCCCCUGCUAGGGCAGAGUCCAAAACACCAUCUUCGCCAUUUAUACCGGGUCCCUCAGACUCAAACAACCUAUCCAAUACCAGUGUGUCUACUAUUUUGUCUCCUACAUCUAAAGGCAAGUCCAGCCCACUUGUCCUGCCUGGUGGGACUGAAUUGAACAAAACACCCAAAAUAACGAAUUCUCCCAUCUUACCCUCAGGCAAAGUGAAGCCAACGUUCUCGUCCGGCUUAUUCAAUUCAUGGAACCAGCAAAACAGCUAG